AUGAAGCCGUGCGAGGAGGAGGAGGAGGAGGUGGGGGCGGUGGCCGGCGGCGGGGACCCCUGGAAGGAGUGCGCGGAGGCGGCGGUGCAGCUGGCGCUCCGCGCCGGACAGAUUAUUAGGAAAGCUCUAACAGAGGAAAAACAAGUGUCCACAAAGACAUCUGCUGCAGAUCUUGUAACAGAAACUGAUCAUUUUGUGGAAAGUUGAAUUAUUUCUGUUCUGAAAGAGAAAUUUCCUUCCCACAGGUUUAUUGCAGAAGAGUCCACUGCUGCUGGUUCAAAAUGUGUCCUCACUGACAGUCCGACCUGGAUUAUUGAUCCUGUUGAUGGAACGUGCAACUUUGUGCACAGAUUUCCGACAGUGGCAGUGAGCAUUGGAUUUGCUGUUAACAAAGAGUUAGACUUUUCAAACAUGGAAUCUGCAGAGAAACACUUCCAUGCUUUUCUGAAAAUCUGCCUGGAAGCUGUUGAAUUACUGGAAGCAACUGCCUACAUUGCAGAUAUCUCGAAGGCCUUAAUUUUAACAGAAAUUGGUCCAAAACGUGACCCUGCGACUUUGAAAUUGUUCCUUGGAAACAUUGAGAGAUUGCUCAAGGCCCAAGCACACGGGGUCCGUGUGAUCGGGAGCUCAACCCUGGCCCUGUGCCAUUUGGCGUCCGGUGCUGCAGACGCCUAUUACCAGUUUGGGUUACACUGCUGGGACUUGGCAGCAGCCACUGUCAUUAUUAGAGAGGCAGGUGGCACCGUGAUAGACACUUCAGGGGGACCGCUGGAUCUGAUGUCCUGCCGAGUGAUUGCUGCGGGCACCAGAGAGAUGGCUGUGUUCACAGCUCAGGAAUUACAAACCAUUCACUACAGACGGGAUGAUGAAAACUAA
Molecule: messenger RNA, 876 nt
Organism: Colius striatus (speckled mousebird)
Lineage: Eukaryota; Metazoa; Chordata; Aves; Coliiformes; Coliidae
Product: inositol monophosphatase 2-like
Exons: 8
Biological process (GO): phosphatidylinositol phosphate biosynthetic process; inositol metabolic process; signal transduction
Molecular function (GO): inositol monophosphate 1-phosphatase activity
Source: RefSeq, a predicted model, not a curated record